Xyrichtys novacula (pearly razorfish) is the source of this 7248-nucleotide messenger RNA. Lineage: Eukaryota; Metazoa; Chordata; Actinopteri; Labriformes; Labridae. The record is from the annotation of a GenBank genome assembly.
GCCCGUUAGUGUUUCCGGGUUUUUGCACGGAGCUCCGUCCGGUAAAUGAUGAUGUUUAAAUGGACGAACGGUCCUGGUCCUGGUGUGUGGUCCCGGUCCGGUCCUUGGAUGUGUGUAAAAUGUCCGGGUUCUUGGAUCUGAAAGAUCUUCUCCUGACAGGACAAACAACAAGAUCUGGAGAAGAAGAGGAGCUCCACCGACCAAGAAAAACUGGGCUGGAUGAUGAUGGGAUCCGAACAUCUGAGCUGAUCCACAUGACAGGUCUGGGUUCAGGAUCUUUAGGGGGACUUUCUGAUGGUUCAGGUCUUAGAGAGUUAAGGUUCCUGUGGUCCUCAGACCUGCUGCUGACUUCAGGGAUGACAUUAUAGCAUAAGUGCUAUAAAAAUAAAGUUAUUAUUAUUAUUACAGUAUACUGUUAGUCAUAGUGUAUAUAAUGUAAUUACAGUGGUUCUCAAGUGGUCUCACUCUGGGACCCACAUUUUCCCAUGGUCCUUCAGUCGCGACCCACUUUUAUAAAAUUCAAACCAAGAAAAUUAUUUUUUUAUAUAAAAAAACCUGUAAAGACUCAAAUCUUUGACAUAAACACUUGUUUUAUUGAGCAAAGUGCAUUUCAGAGCACAUGAACUGAGGAUGACAACUACUGACGUUGCUUAUACAGAAAAUGUCAAACUGCACAAAAUUGAGACUAUAAAAAAAGCAUGUAUUUUUACUGCAUUCAGGCCACAUUACUACGGCUAUGUUCACACUGCAGGUCAAUUCCUAUUUUUUAACCAUAUAUGACACAUAUCUGAUUUUUUCAUCUAAGUGUGAACAGUGCAAUUAUGAAUUUUUCAAAUCCGACCCAGGCCUCCUCUGUAUGUGAAUAAAAAUCAGAUAUGUAUCCGAUGUGACUGCAGUGUGGACGCUCAGGUCGUGUUCAUCCGAUCUAUACUUCAUCAAUAUGCGACAAACGUCACCAUUGUUCAACAACACAAACAGGCGCGGAAAGCAAUUUGUACUUUGAGCACAUGUGGGUCACUUCACGGACGACACACUCUGUUCACAUUAGAUGCCACAUUUGUUGUUGUAAUGUGAACGACCGCACAACAAGAUCUAACAUAUUUAACAAAAAUUAAGCAAAAAAAAAAACAAAGAAAAAAUUGUGCAUCAUAACAUGCAGUGUGAAUGUAGCCUAAGAAACCGAGGAAGACCACGACAUAACGCGUGCCUUUCAAAAUAAGCCAAUUUUCAAAAUAAAAGACAUGUCAAACAUCAGAUGCGCAUGAAAUAUUUACUUUUUUAACCAGCUGUCCGCAACCCACUUUUGGGACCCAACAGUUGAGAACCACUGUUGUAGUAUAUACUCUGUUUGAAACCUCUGCCUUAAAAGGACAGCAGAUUAAAAUGAACAUUUAUGCUGACUCUGCUAACUCUAUUUCUGCUGACUCAACAUAUCUACAUUGAUGAUUUUGCUGACGUGUAUUAAUGUGCUAAUGUUCAAACAAAUAAAUAAAAAAUAAAAAACAAAAAGAACUUUAUUGAUCCCUAAAAAGAAAAUCCAUGACUAUAUAUUUACUGAUAAACCAAAAAAGUCAUUCAGUUUUAGAACAGAGACUCUCAGAUUUAGAUCAAUUAGUGUUCACAGGCGAUGGGUUAUGAAGUGACUCUGAGUCCAUGCGGUGGUUUCCACUAUUGAGACAUCAUACUGCUGUCCUUCUGAGGUUGAUCUUCAGCAUCUUCUCCUCCAUCUCUGAGAGUUUGCUUGUCUGUUUUGUCACUGUCUCUCCUCCAGACGUUCAGCAGCUGUCUGGGGUUAAAGAAGAACCUCCUGAGCAACAGGAGUGGAGCUCGAGUCUGGACCAGCAGGACCCAGCAGAACCAGAACCCCCCCACAUUAAAGAGGAAGAGGAGGAAGUGUGGAGCAGUCAGGAGGGAGAGCAGCUUCAAGGACUGGAGGAGGCUGAUACCAGCAAGUUCUCCUUCACUCCUGUCUGUGUGAAGAGUGAAGACGAUGAAGAGGAACCUCAGUCCUCACAGCUUCAUCAGAGACCAAGGGACCAGAUGGAACCAGGAGCUGAUGGAGAGGACUGUGGAGGACCAAAGACCAAAGUCAGACAUGUUUGCUGUGAGAUCAGAGAACAUCAGUCAGUCAUGAGACCGGUGUUGGAUCAGGAUUCUGAACCAGGUCAAACACUUGAAGAGAAGUCGAGUCUGACCACACCUCCAAGAGUUCACACGGGAGAGAAACCCUUCAGAUGCAGCGUGUGUGGCAAAGACUUUGACCAAGAGUCGAACCUUGACACACACAUGAUCAUCCACACGGGAGGAAAAUCCUUCAGCUGCCCUGAAUGUGGCAGCAGAUAUAAGUACCAAGGACAUCUGGACGCACACAUGCAGGCUCACACAGGAGAGAAACCGCACAGCUGCUGCGACUGUGGCAAGAGACUUUCAACAAACGCAAAUCUGACUGUAUAUGGAAGAUCCCACACUGAGGAGAAACCCUACAGCUGCUAUGAAUGUGGUAAAAGUUUUAACCAAAAAGGAAGUCUGGCCAGGCAUAUGCUGGUUCACAGUGGGGAGAAACCCUUCAGCUGCUCCGUUUGUGGCCGAAGAUUCAACCGAAAAUGGCACCUGACCAGACACAUGCUGGUUCACAGGGCAGAGAAACCCUUCAGCUGCUCUGAGUGUAGUCUGAGGUUCAACACAGAGUCUGGGCUCACGCUUCACAUGAUAUUUCACAGAGGAGAGAAACCGUACAGCUGCACUGCAGGUGACAAAAGAGUAUCAGGACAGUCCCAGUCAAAACCACGCAAACUUGUUCAAGGUAGAGAGGGCUGCAGGGGACCAGAACCAGCCAGAAACCAAGAUCCAGGAUUAUAUUCCCACGCAGAGAUUGAGGUCAAGCUUGAAGACUCUUCUGAACCUGAGACUGAGGACAGUGAGGAAGGCUGGGGGGUUCACGAAGUUCACCAGAGUCCUGCAACAUUCGUCUCAAAUGGGAAACACGUUCUGAUAUCUGAGUCUGAAGAAACCUUUGACUACACACACCUCCUCAGAAACAAUCAGACAGAAGAAGAGGAGGAGGAGUUGCUGACUGGCUCACCGUAUCAAGACCAGGUAACAGGUGGUCUAUGCGACCACAUGACAGACCAGGACGACCCAGAACCAUUGAUUACAAAACAGGAACAGGAAGAAUUCUGGGUAAAUCGAGCUGAUAUCACCAAGUUCACAUUCUCUCCUGUCUCUGUGAAGAGGGAAGACUCUAGAGAGGAACCUCAGUCCUCACAGAUGGAACCAGGAGCUGAUGGAGAGGACUGUGGAGGACGAGAACCAGGCAGGGACUCAGAUCCAGGACCACAGACUGAGAUCAAGACCCAAGACUCUUCUGAAACUGAGGACAGCGUUGACAGCGAUUUUUGGAAGGAGACCACAGACCUGCAAUCAGACAUUCGCCCAGUAGGGGACCGUCGAGAUCCGAUCAGAGGAGAGAAACCUCACAGCUGCUCUGACUGUGGGAAAACCUUCAAAAACAAACAGAAUCUCUCCAUCCAUAUGACAAUUCACACAGGAGAGAAACCCUUCAGCUGCUCAGAGUGUGGGAAAAGAUUUAAUCGAAAAGGAAGUCUGACCAGACACAUGCUUUUGUACAGAGGAGAGAAACCCUUCAGCUGCUCCGUUUGCAGUAAAAGAUUUAAUAGAAAAUGGCAUCUGACCAGACACAUGUUAGUUCACAAGACGGAGAAACCCUUCAGCUGCUCUGAGUGCAGUGUAAGAUUCAGUAAAGAAUCUGGUCUGACACUUCACAUGACAUUCCACAGAGGAGAGAAACCGUACAGCUGCAGCGUUUGACUCUAAAGACAGUGAAGUGUUGGAGGUUGGCUUUAAGGCUCCUUCAAAAUAAAACUGAGGAGUGCAGAGAGACAGGAAGUGGAUCAGAUGGAGAAGAUUGUUAAGGACUAGACCAAACUGGAUCUUUCUGAUCUGCUGCCGGGAAGAUGAAGCUCCAGAGUGAAAGCUGAGAGGAAAGAAGGAAACAAAACACCUUGGUUAAAGCUGAAGUCAUCGAUCUGCAUACCUGAAAGAAAUUACAUCGCUGUUCCAAGUGUGGGAAAAGGGCCUGUCUUUGUUCUGCUCUAAUAUAUUUUAAAAUUUCCCACAUGAGGAUACAAAGAGGAGAGACAAUGUGAGUUCACCCCAGCGGUUGAUCCAGGCGGUUCAUUCAAACAAACAUCCAGAGCUUUUAUCCGCCAUCAUUCUGAUCAUUUCUGUCAUCCUGCCAGUGGGUUUUAAAAUUCUGUAAUACUGUCCCAUUCAAAAUAAAACCACAGUGUGGAUCAUCACAGGAUUUCACAGAUUUUAGAUGACUGUUAGAAGAACUUGAUCUCUCUGGAGUCUGGAGAAACCAUCCAGGCUCUGUAAGAGCCUCUACACCUGAACCAUCAGACCCCACUGACCCCUAAUCCCUCUAUAUCUAACUGGUUCUUCUCACCAGCUGCCUCGUACAGGUCCAUUUUUACUGGCCUGUUUUUGUGAAGACUUUUACUGACUCUCUGAAAAUCCUGUUGAACUCUCUGUCAGCUUUAGUGUCUCCCUUUUUCUGUGGUUCUGGAGAAGUUCAUCUUCAUCUCUUGGUUCUUGUUCAUGCUCAAAAUGACAUUAAAAACCUGUCACCUCCAUAUCUCUUAUUACUCUCUGAAUGAUAAUUUCUUCUCAGACUGAAUGAGUCCUUUAAAUGAUACUUGGUGAUGUUUGUUUGUGCUCAGCCGAGGCUCAACCUGCCAGCAGAGGGCAGCAGAGACUCAUGUUGGUGUUAAACUUGCUGCGAACAAACUCCAGGGUCAUGUGAUAAUGGUUAACCACCGAUGUGUUCAGGGGUCACAGUAUGAGGACAGUUCGAUCCGCACCAUGUGUAACGAUAAUUUGGGUUCGGCAUUUUGACUACGGCUGUUUGCUUCAUCUGAAAACCUGGUCUUUAAGGAGCCCAAGGUGUGAGUGAAUGAGGCAACAGACAAAUAGAGAGAGGUUUGGUGUUUUGUAUUCAGAUGAACGGUGAGUUCAAGUCCAGGAACUGUUGGGAAGCUAAAUCAUUUCACACAGGGACAAAAAAAAACAAAAAACAAACACCAUAAAUCCAAAAUUUGUUCCUGAGUGAUGCAGGAACUCCAACAGAUGGUUUUGUCCUACCACACUUUCUAGUUCGGGUCAGCCAUCUAGUGGAGUUGAUGGUUGAGAUGAGACAUCCUGACCUACAAAAACCAAAACAUAAAUAAAAUAAUUUUAACCAAAAGUCAUUUAGUCACUAUUUUUAAAGUAAACCAACAGAGAUUCAAUGUCUGUACAAACACACGAGCAUUACAUAUCACUAAAUAUUCAAUAUUCAAUCAAUCAAAAUCUUAUCAAUGAAUGCAUCAUAAAUAAAUACACACUAAACAGUAAUUAAAGUAAUUUCACCAACAAUAACCUAAAGGUUUCAGUAAAGUUAAUAAUAAUCAAUAAUUCAAGUCAAUAGAUAAUCAGUUAGUGCACUUCAAAUACUUUCAAAUCAAAUAGUUAUCAUUAAGACUCAAGCAGAGAUCGAUGACAUUGUGACAACCCCUCCGCUCCUCCUCUGCUUUCUCCCCUUGCAUGUGUCUGAUUCUGCUCUGUGUUGCAGCCUCAGGGAGAUGGUGGAGGGUGGAGCUGGGAGGGGCUGAGUUACCUGCCCAACAGGGCAGGGCCAGAAAGCAUAAAAGGCCUGGCUGAAAUGCUGUAGCUCUCUCUCACAGCAGGGCCUGCAUCUACCACACCAGCCACCACCAUUUUGGGUUUGUUCAUCUUACAACAUCCACCACACACAUGCUCACACAUCCAACACUUGCUGACACUACUGAUCUUAAUCCUGACGCCUCAUACUGAUUGAUGAUCAUUUUUGUUAAAUAAAAUAUCUUGGUUAAUGGUUAUUGUUGUGUGUUGCCUCCCUUCUUGUUAUCUGCCUUCAGCCAGGCAGUAACAACAUAAACAUAAAUCACGGCGCUACAACGGAGUUCAGAGGUAACCAAAUCUCAUUGCAGUUUAGCACGAGUCUAAGAAACGUCUUGAAUCUGCUCAAAAAUAAUAAUGUGACGGAAAAAAAUUAGCGACUUUAAAAAUUAACCUAUAAUCUUUAAUUCGGCUUUCUUCCUGUAACCAGAUUCAAUGUUUUAUUUUAGUUAUCUUUGGUUUUACUCUCUUCUCCAUUCACUGACCAACGGCAAACAUGACUGAAAACUCUACGAGGAUUUGAAUGAGGGAAGAGCGACUGAAACACAAGAACUUUAGCGACAUCAAAGUUUUAAUUAAAAUGGUAAAAAACUCACCAUAGUUCAAGUUUUAAUCCUCUGAUCAGAGCGUCUUCAGGUGAAACAGACGCUCAUGUUGACAUCAUCAAAAUGUUCACCUUCAACACAUUAGGUCCUUCCUGUUUUCUGUCAAAGUUUAGUUUCAAAGUUUUUUAAACGUGUCCCUCUUUUCUUUUUCUCUGCUCAGAGGAAUCGACACAGACAUGCAGGUAUUUAAGGAGAGUUUAUUAACAGUAAUAAUAAAAAAAAAAAACAACUUCAUCGAUGUCAUCAGCUCCAGGUACAUUUGUGAAAUAAUGAAGCUGAGGUGAAAUAACUGCAGUAGAAAUUAGCUUUUUGCUCACACAGUAGUGUUUUACAAUGUCUGGUUGGUUGGCCAUUACCAUUUUGUCGGUCUGUAUCUGUAAGUCCCACAGGAUCUUGGCUCGGUCAUUCUCCAUCACCUUGGGAGGUUCUUCCCAUUUUGACCUCGGGGUUUCCAGUCCAUAUUCUGCACAGAUGCUCAUGUACACUAUACCGCCUACUUGGUUAUGGCAUUCCAUGUAUUCUUUUCCUGCCAGCAUCUUACAUCCUGCUGUUAGGUGUUGGACUGUUUCAGGGCCUUCUUUGCACAGCCUGCACCUGGGACUUUACCUGGUAUGGUAGAUCUGGGCCUCUCUCUCUCUCCAUAUAUACUGGAGUAGUAGCAUUCCAACAGAGCCUUGUUCUCAACUUGUGUCCAUUGCCUUUGUUGUUCCAGUAGCCCAUCUGUUAUCACAAUGCCCUGGUUCCUCAGCAUGUGACGCAGACCUUGUUAACCCAGGCGAUGUCUGAGCUGGUUUGGCUUUCACUGGUAUUGCACUCAUGUUUAUGAGGUAGGCCAAAGCGCUAAAGGUCUUGCCUAAGGACCCACACUUUUAGGUGUAGUUCGCCCUUUACAGAUGUGUCGCAUGCGGAAUUCGUACCCCAACCG